This is a messenger RNA of Brienomyrus brachyistius, 3773 nucleotides long. It is a transcript of the gene uvrag, whose product is annotated as UV radiation resistance associated gene. The transcript is spliced from 15 exons. Gene Ontology annotation, biological process: SNARE complex assembly. Lineage: Eukaryota; Metazoa; Chordata; Actinopteri; Osteoglossiformes; Mormyridae. Bases 208 to 2271 code for a protein of 687 amino acids. Gene Ontology annotation, molecular function: SNARE binding. The record is from RefSeq and is a predicted model, not a curated record. Gene Ontology annotation, cellular component: lytic vacuole; endosome.
UCUACCGGGGAUUGAGUAUGAAAUACGGAUAAUGGCCUCCUGAGCAAGUCUCACUUUGUUUAUGUCGCGCUACGGACAGCUGCGUGAUCAUCUGUUUUAUGAAGCGGAUACUCACGCCGGCACGCAUUGUUCUCGUUUUAAUAGCUCACCCACUUAGUCCGUACCAAGCUGAGGCGGUUUCACGGGAAGGAUGAGUCGUUUUAUUGAAUGAAACCGCCUGCUGCCGUCAGGAGGAUGAGCGCCGUCAACGUCCUGGACAUCGCGGUCUCCACUUCGGUCAGCAACUCCGGAGCUGCAUCGUCCCGGGCCUUGCACGUUGAACUCACGUCGCAGCAGAGACGCCUACGCCACCUGAGGAGCAUCGCUGCCCGAAACAUCGUCAACAAGAACGGCUCUCCGCUGCUCGACACCUUCUUCACCUUGCAUCUCUGCCAAGAGGACAGAAUAUCUCGAGGAUUUUACAAGAGUGAGGUCAUUAGAGACUCCUUGAACCCCACAUGGAGAAGCCUGGACUUCGGCAUGCUUCCCGACCUCCUAGACACGUCCGUGUCCUGCUUCGUGGUCCGGAUCUGGGGCGGCCGGGAAGAGCAGCACCAGCUGCUCAUUGAGUGGAAGGUGAACCUGGACGGGCUGCGGUACACGGGCCAGCAGAUCCGGUCCAGGAAUCCAAAUGAGAUUAUCUUUGGAUUAAACGAUGGCUACUAUGCAGCUGACUUUGACAAUAAGGAUCAUUCGGAAAGAAAGAAGAGCAGUUUGCUUCAGGUGGACCAGAGUUCAGUGCGUAACUCUUACAGUGUUUUCUCCUUGCUGAGGCUCCACACCGCUCAGAGGGCCAUCAAGCAGACCCAAGUCACUGUGCAGAGGAUCGGCAAGGAGAUUGAGGAGAAGUUGAGGACGACGGCGGCUUGCACUGAGCGGAAGAAGGAGCGGGAGUGCAUGCAGCUGCGGAUCAGCGUCCUGCGCAGCGAGUUGGAGCGGCAGAGAAAGGCCCUGGGUCGAGAGAUGGAUGUGCGGCAGAAGGAGAAGACGCAGCUUCAGAGGAAAGAGGAGGCGUUCUCCAGCAAGCGUCAGAGUUUGGAGAUGGAGAAGGACUCAUUAAAAGAGCAACAGAAAGAAUGUACCUCCAAAAGAGAGCUGUUCUUGAAGACCAACGCCCAGCUCACGUUCCGAUGUCGUCAACUGUUGUCGGAACUGUCCUACAUAUAUCCCAUCGAUGUGAACAGUCAGAGCGAUUUUGUCAUCUGCGGGGUCAAGCUGCCGAACUCGGAAGACUUUCAAGCAAAGGAUGAUGGCAGUGUAGCGGUUGCCCUUGGAUACACGGCACACCUGGUCCUGAUGAUUUCGUGCUUCCUGCAGAUUCCACUCAGGUAUCCAGUGAUCCACAAGGGAUCUCGCUCAUCCAUAAAGGAUACCAUCACUGACAAGCUGACGGAGAAGGAGAGAGAGUUUCCUCUGUAUCCGAGAGGAGAGCGUUUUCAGUUUGAGUACGGCGUCUACCUUCUCAACAAGAAUAUUGCACAGUUAAGGUACCAACAUGGCCUCUCCACCCCAGACCUGCGGCAGACCCUGCCCAACCUGAAGAACUUCCUGGAACAUGGGCUGCUCGUCCGCUGCGACCGGCACGGUGUCUCCGGCUCCAUUCCCGUUCCAUCAAAAUCGCAGCUCAGCCCCACGAUGGCAUCCGAGCUGGGCCACCCAAAUAGAUCCAGCUCCCCGGACCAAGGUGUGCGCAAGCGAGCCAGCUCAGAGGCCGACAAGCAGAAAUACAAGACGCCGCCUGGCGGGUACAGCAGCGCCGGCAGCCAGCCCAUCGCCACAUCGCUGCCCACCGACUCGCCCAGGAACCUGUCCUCCUCCCUGGAUACUAGCAUCGAUCUGUCCAAGGAAAUGGGGACGCUGGAGGACCAGGCAUCGGGUGCCAUGGUGGAGCCUGACCAGGUGGAACCCGCAGAGUCACACUCGGGUGCCGUGAAUGGCGCGGCCAUGCCUCCGCAUGCCCUUGGCGACGGCCUCCCCAUGCCCGCUGAGCUCUGCUGCCCGGUGGAGCGGGCCGAGGAGAUCAUCGGCACCGAGGCUACGGGCUUUGGCGGCGCCGAGCACCCCGAGGAAUACCCCUGCAUCCCCGUGGACCGCGCCGUUGCCGUGGAGUGCGACGAGCAGGUGUUGGGCGAGCUGGACGCCGCCGGCUUCGAGGAAUUCUCCCGCCGCAUCUAUGCACUGAACGAGAACACGUCCAGCUUCCGGAGGCCUCGCAAAAACUCAGACAAGUGAGGUCGGGACCCAGGGGGGUGGGGCAGAGGGGGGGGGGAGAAGCUGUCCUGUUGUCAUUUCUUUGUUUUCCUCUCUAGUGACAUGGAGACAACGGAGAUAUGCGUCGUUUGUUUGUUUGUUUUCCUGUCGUAACGACCGAUUUGCACUUCUCUAAGCAUUUCUAUUAUCCUUUAAAUGAAAUAAAAGAGAGUUGUGGCUGAAGCGUUUCAUGGCCUUCUUUAGCGUGGGUUGAGGUACCUGGGAGGGCGGCACUUGCUUUGCACAGCACUUAGACCAUCGGCGCGACGGGACACCCAUCCUGCUGCUCGUGGUGAUCUGGCGGAGGGUAGCAUGGGGCAUUCCCCCAGGUUCUGUAACUGCCUCAGCGCAGGAGAGGAGGCCAUAUGGAGUGGGAGGGAGAGGGGCAGCACCGAGCCCCCACCCUGCGAGGUGGGUGAGUGAGGGAUGUCGUGCCUUUCCAGAAGUUUCAGAGAAGCUGCGUCUGUUGCCAGCGUCGGUCUCCCUCCCCAGCGGCAUUCAGGGUCAGGGAAACACUGACAAGUGGAAGGAUAAAGAGGGUGUCUGCCAGUGUGCCAUGCGGUAGGCCGGUCUCACCAGAGAGCUGACAUCACGUCCUGUUACCCCCCCAUGCCACCAUUGCUCACACUGAUAACAUGUGUACAUCUAUCUGGCAGUACAAUAACAUACUAACAGCUGACCAAAUGAUAAAAAAGAAAACACGUUUACUGUGAACAACUAGCAUUUAAGCAUUUCCUACCCAUCCUAUUUACUCACAGUUAGUCAUCCUGAUAUCAUUUCCAGCCAUUUAAAUCACUGCAGAGACACAUUUUUUAUUUUUUUCUUUCUCCCCCGAGUCCCUGUGUCACUAUGUUUUGUUUCCAGUUGUCUGGCCAUGUACAGUAUUCAUAAAACAAAGAAUUAUAACUAAUUUAAAUGUGCUGGGCUGAGCUGUGCUACUGAAAAACAAUACAGAUCACCAUCUCGACCAAAUGAAGGUGUUACAUUUUAUGAAACAAUUGUGUAUGUUUAUUUUAAAGAAAAAAAAAUGUAUUUCCCGUGUGUCAGCCUCAUCUUGCAAUAAGGGAGAUUAGCCGAAUGUUCUGAUUGUGUUUUGUUUUCUUUCCUCCUGUGUAACGUUGUGGAUGCUAAUUGGAGACGGAAGUCAUAAUUACUGCUGGAAGCAAGCUCUGAUUGGCUCACAGCCCCAACAUCACCUGGGCCGACUCUAACAUGGUAGCCAGUGAACACAUGCCCUUGACUGAAAUUACAGACCCAUGAACUAUACCCCCGCCCCCCCCCCCCCCCCCCCAUUACAAUUACCAAGAAGUGUGGGUAUCAUGCUGACAUAAUGCAUUGUAUUUAAAAAUAAAUAAGUAAAUAUGGAAAACAAAGCAUUUUACUUUAACUGCAGUGUUUUCUGAUAUUGUUUGAACAAAUGGUUUGAUUGUACAUAUCAUUUUGUAUGGAGGGCCUUUUAUUAUUAAAGACCAUGUUCAAUCGCA